AAAAAAACGAAAACCAUUUCGUUUCAAAACUUUGUCACUCGGUUCAGUCAACUUUCACAGGUAUACAAGAUGCAGUAUUUACCGGUCAAGUGGAUGUCUUCACCAUACCUGAAGGAAAAAUUGUACUAUACCGUAAGGAUUGAAGAAGAUAUCCUAGUAAAAUUAAUCAAGGCCAUGUACGCGACAGUGAAAUUGCAGGGAGAAAAUUUCGAUAACCACCGCUGCGAUGCAGGUGUUCGCGAUUUUGAUAUCGGCAACAGCGGAAACGGCGGCACAAAUGGCAACGGUGGUUACAAUAGUGGUGCAGUGGCACACGGGCCAAGCGGUAACGAAGGGGCUCGUGGGCCUGCAGGUGGUCGUGAAUGGACAAAUCACGUAGGCGUCCAUCGCACUUUGGGCUACGAGUCGCAAGACGAAAACGCUGCUAAACCCUAAACGAAUCUCAUCGUUUGAUGUCCGAGGAGUGAGACGGGAAGUAAGUUCGCGCGCGUUCAUCGGUCACGUCCACUCCCCGCCGCCAUUGUAUAUACACGAGUAUUAUCUACAGAUAUAUAUUUUAUUAUAGAAAUGUUUAUUUUAAACACCUUUGAUCAUCCAGAUCCGUCCAAUCGUAGAUAUUAAGUGUUUAUAAUAUUUUUAUGAUAUUAUAAACUUAAUUUUAAGGUUUAUGUUUAAUUAAUUCUAGUCUUUGUAACGGGUAUAAUAUUAUUUGAUACCUGCACCGUAUUAACGACGGUCGUCCACUACGUCGAACAAACGGAGCAGGAUAUUAUCGUUUUAUUUUUUUUCGCACGUUUUUAUAUAUCGGUGAUUUGAUGUACUUAUACUACUCACAACAUAAAACCAUAUUUAUGCAGAUUUUCAUUUCGUUAUCCCGCUGCUGUCUGAAUUUAAAAAAAAUACAAAUAAUCAGUUCUUGAUUUGUUACACGAUACGCUUAUAUUAAUAUAUAAAACAAUUAAAUACUAAACAAUAUGUUUUCUGAUAACGAAACAAAUUUGAUUGCACUUGUUUGUACCUAUAUCGUAACAAUUAAUAAAUUAAAAUUAUAUCAACUUUUUAUUUAUCGAAAAUCAACGUAAAAUAAUACUGCAGUAGCGAGUAUUUAUAUUAUAUAAAUUAGUCGAAUCGUCCAUGUUAUCAAUAUUGCAUAUUCUGCCGUGUAUUAUGUCAUAUUGUCAUCCAUCCAUCUAUAUAUUAUAUAAUUUUAGCUUGAUCACUUCCCGUCAAAAGCGGUAGUGAUGGUACAAACAUUAUUUUGUGUUAUUUUUAUUAUAAUUUAGUCGUUUUAUGUUUUAACAAUACCUAACGCUAUUUUUUAUGUUUAUACUUUAUAUUAUAGUUAAUGUUUUUUAAUGUUUAAUGUUCAUUUUGAGAUAUAAUUGCUAUUAUUAUAUAUUUAAUAUUUUUAAGAGUUAAUCCGUCGUUAACCUACCUGUUUACAAAAACGACGGUAUCUAUGCAUUGUUUUCAAGGAAAUGUACUCACUGUCAUACAUGAUACAAUUAAGCAACGUCCAAGAGGUUUGUUUGAUCGAUAUGACGAUAUCCAUAAUAAUUAAUAUAAAACAUUAGCUUGGCUUAUUAGAUGGUCGUAUAACAUGAUAUUUAGGUAGAAACCGAGGUAACCCAUAACUAUGUUAGGCGUUGCAUCAUAUUAUUAUAGGUUAUAAUAUAGAUAGUAUGACAUUUUUAAGGAAGGUUAAUUUUUUUGGUGUGUGGGAUCUUGCUAUUAUAAAAUUAUAAAUUAUAAUAUUAUAAUACAAUUAUUAUAAUUUAUGAUUUUAAUUUAAUUGCGUUCGUGAUUUUUAAUGUUACAUUAAACCAAUUCUAUAAGAAAAUUAAAAAAUUGUUUUUAAUUAUAUAAAUUG
Acyrthosiphon pisum (pea aphid) is the source of this 1870-nucleotide messenger RNA. RefSeq lists its product as uncharacterized. Lineage: Eukaryota; Metazoa; Arthropoda; Insecta; Hemiptera; Aphididae. The coding region runs from base 70 to 435 and encodes 121 amino acids. The record is from RefSeq and is a predicted model, not a curated record. The transcript has 2 exons.